Molecule: messenger RNA, 632 nt
Organism: Meloidogyne enterolobii
Lineage: Eukaryota; Metazoa; Nematoda; Chromadorea; Rhabditida; Meloidogynidae
Source: the annotation of a GenBank genome assembly
AUGAAAUUUAUUAGUGUUUUAAUCUUUUUAAUUUUCAAUUCGAUAUUAUGGAGUUUAAUUAAUUCUGUUAAAAAUAAUAAACAUCAAAACGAGUUAACUAGAGCUGGGGAGACUUCAAAGAAUUCAAAUGAAAUAUUAAAUGAUGGGGCAGGAUCAUCGGCUGCUGCUCAAAAUCAAAAAUAUGAAGAAACGUUAAAACCAAAAGCUAAAAUUGCAAAAAUGGAAACUACUAGAAAUAAUGAAGAAGAAAGAGGGUUUAAUAGAAAAGAAUAUAUGAAGGAUUACUAUCAGAAGAAUAAGGAAAGGUUUAGUGAAAAUCGGCGAAAUUACUAUAAUAAGAAUAAAGAAAAAGAACAUCAAACCAGAAAAAAAUAUUAUCAAAAAAAUAAAAAAAGGAUAAAUGAAAAUAAUACAGAAUAUAAUAGAAAAUACAGAUUAAGAAAGAAAAUUGAAAAAGAAUCUCAACAAAAUGAUAGGUUAAGUCAGGGUGACACUUUUAUCACGUUUAGUGGGCCCCUUUUUGACUUUUUCACCCCUUUUUGAUUUUUUCCCCUUUUUCCCUCCUUUCUACAUGCCAUUUUUUACCACCUUUUUAUACCCUUUUAUCACGUUUAGGGGUCUUUUCCUCUUUU